AUGUCAUUACAAAGCCCUAAAACCGUUCCAACUUCUUUACCCCAUAAUAGUUUCCAAGAUAGGCUUAACUUAAAAGAAUCUGAUCUACCUAAUUGUGUCCGUUGCAAAGAAUCCAUUGUCUCUGGAAAUGCUUAUGAAUUAGGUGAUGACAGAUGGCAUACUGAUUGUUUUACCUGUUAUCGUUGCGGAAGGUUCUUAAAUUGUGACUCCGAUUUCUUAGUUUUAGGUACUGGAGCUCUAAUAUGUUUUGAUUGUUCAGAUUCAUGUAAGAGAUGUGGUAAAAAAAUUGAUGAUCUAGCAAUAAUCCUAUCUUCCUCAAAUGAAGCAUACUGUUCUGAAUGUUUUGUUUGUUGUAAAUGCGGUGAAAAUAUCAAAGACUUAAGGUAUGCCAGGACCAGAAAGGGCUUAUUCUGUUUGAAAUGUCAUAAAAAGUUGUUGGCUAAAAGAAAGCUUUAUGAAGAAAAGAAACGAAGAGAGAUGAAAAAUCUACCUAUAUUGCCAGAACCUUUAGAGGAUAAUCCUCUUUCUACUACAACACAUAAAUCCAAUGUGACUUCACCAUCCGAAAAUAAAACUUCGUCUGUGCAGGACAUCAAUAUACACGGUUCAUUGAGUGAAGAAAAUAACUGUAACAAUUCUGUUCCUAAACAAAAGGUUUUAUUAAACAAAACACCUUUAAAAAAUUAUGAAAAAAGACCUGAACUAAUAAUUAAUGAUGAAGAUGAAGGAUUUUAUUCAAAAGUUGACAAAAAACAUAAAAAAGAGUUAAGUUUACCUCUUUUGGAUGCAGACCAAAAAUUAAAUCUAACACCAGUAAAGCAAAUUACACAGGCCAAUGACUCAUCAAAGAAACAUCUAAAAUCAUAUUCUGAUAUAACUGAAUUUAUAAAUAAAUCCCCUCUUUCAAAAAACAACAAUAAUACUUAUGAUGAAAAUACCUUUACCAAAACACCAUUAAAUCUUUUAAGUCUUCCAACAGAAACACCUACAACAAACACAUUUAAGUAUGGUGUAGAACAACAACCAUUGACACCUAAGAGAUUAAGCGCGAAUAGUGAAGUUAUACAUGAACAGGAUCUGGAAGACAAACCGAAAUGUUUAACAAGAAAUGACACAUAUACUUACAAUACAACAACGAGCGAAACUAAUGAUAUAUUAAAUAAUUACAUAGAUAGAAGUUCAUUACUUAGUGAAAGAAAGUCUUUUAAUCUAUCUGGACUAUUAGAUAAUAACAAUGAUAAUAAUGAGAUCAAGAAAAAAUUUAUAAUAUUACAACAAUUGGAAGAUGAUAUUAUUGAACUCCAAGCAACAAAGGCUAAAUUAUUGCAGCAAGUCGAAGAUAUGAUAAUAAUAAAAAAAGAUUUAGAGAACAAACUGGACAUUAUGAAAGAGGAAAUAAAUUCUGCUCAGCAUAUACUAAACGAAUAUAGUCAACAGCCACAAUUACCUACAAGCUCGUCAGAGUCAUUCCCUAAUGAUAAUGUACCUAUUAAAAAUGAAUCUACGGUCAGUGUAUCUAGACCUACAACCAAACCCAAGUUUUGGAAAAUAUUUUCUUCAAAAACACAAAGUUCACCGUCUAUAAUUUCCUCCCCUUUGCCUUAUUCUCACUCUAACCAAAGUAUUUCACACUUGAGAAAUUUACCAAGUCCUCAAAUGUUUAACAAUUCUAAUUUAAAAUCAAGUCCAAGUCAUAAUACGAUAGAUAAAACAAGACAAAAAAUCGAAAUAUCCCCACCCAUGUUACAACACCCAGAAGACCUUCAAAAUAUCAAUUUGAUACCAAUUUCAAAUAACAAUAAUAAAGUUCUUCCCGUUAUAUUAACAAAAUGUAUUCAGUACAUUGAAUCUAACGAAGAAAACCUCAAAAGUGAAGGUUUAUAUAGAAAAUCUGGUUCCAAAAGGGUUAUUGAAGAGAUUGAAGCUCAGUUCAAGAGUGGUGAAAAAAAUAUCGAUUUAUCACUCUAUGAUAUUAAUGCUAUAACGAGUGUGUUAAAGAAAUAUUUAAGAGAUUUACCAAACCCAAUAAUUACCUACGAAAUUUACGAACCUGUAAUAGACUAUGUGAGAGAGAAUGAUAUGAAUCUGCAAGAUAUGGCCACUAAACAGGGUUUUAGACAGAUCUUGAAAUCACUACCAAAAGACCAUAUUGAAAUUUUAAAGUUGCUUAGUAAACAUAUUAAUUUAGUACAACACUAUAGUGAAUUCAACCUGAUGACGGCCAAAAAUUUGCAUUUAGUAUUUACACCCAGUUUAAUAAGGGACUAUUCUGGUGAAAAGGAAAUCAUUGAUUUAAAGGAAAGAAAUUUCAUCAUUGGUUAUAUAUUUGAACAUUGUCAAGAACUUUUUGACUAG
Arxiozyma heterogenica is the source of this 2355-nucleotide messenger RNA. RefSeq names its product GTPase-activating protein RGA1 (gene RGA1). The coding region runs from base 1 to 2355 and encodes 784 amino acids. The transcript has a single exon. NCBI's taxonomy places the organism in Eukaryota, Fungi, Ascomycota, Saccharomycetes, Saccharomycetales, Saccharomycetaceae. The record is from RefSeq and is a predicted model, not a curated record. Gene Ontology annotation, cellular component: cytoplasm. Gene Ontology annotation, biological process: regulation of GTPase activity; signal transduction.